AUGCCUACCCGCUACGAAAGCUCCCCCGCCAGCCCGGAACCCCUGGCCCGGCCCCUGACCUUCCCCUUCUCCGGCAAGACGGCCAAGAACCGCCUCCUCAAGAGCGCCAUGGCCGAGUCCCUCGCAACUUGGAGCCCUACAGAGCCCUCGAAGCGCGGUAUCCCCACGACCGAGCUCGUCGAAGUCUACCGCCGAUGGGGCCAAGGACCAGACAACUUUGGCAUCAUCUCCACGGGCAACAUCACAAUCGACUUCGAGCACGUGAGCACCCCUGGCGACAUGAUCAUCACCCCCGAAUGCGCCCCCACCGAAGGCGACGCCCGCUUCGAGGGCUUCAAAGCUAUCGCCGCCGCUGGCAAAGCCGACGGCAGCCUCAUGAUCGGACAGGUCAACCACGGCGGGCGCCAGGUGCAGAAGAAGAUCCAGCCGAACCCCGUCUCCGCGUCCGCUGUUCCCUUGGAACCAAAAAUGGGCAUGGAAUUCGCACCGCCCCGCGAAGCCACCAAACAAGACAUCGCCCGCUUCAUCGACGGCUUCGCCCACGCGGCAACUUACCUCGAAAAAGCAGGCUUCGACGGCAUCCAGCUGCACGCCGCGCACGGCUACCUCAUCGCACAGUUCCUCUCGCGCACGACGAACCGCCGCACCGACGAGUACGGCCCGCAGACGCUCGAGAACCGCACCCGGUUGAUUGCCGAGAUUGGCAAGGCCGUGAAGCAGCGGACGUCGGCUGGGUUCAUCUUGUCUGCCAAGAUCAACAGCGUCGAGUUUCAGGAGGGCGGGGUGACGUCUGAUGAGGCGAGGGAGAUGAGUGCGCUGCUCUCUGGGCUGGGGUUUGACUUUUUGGAGAUUUCGGGGGGUACGUAUGAGGCUAUGGGGAUGAAUUGGGAGAAGGAGAGUACGCGCAAGCGAGAGGGGUUUUUCUUGGAGUUUGCGGAUACGGUUGUCAAGGGACUGGGUGAGGAUGCUGCGGCGCGCAAGACGAAGGCGUAUAUCGUCGGUGGGAUGAGGACUGUAGGCGCGAUGGUGGAGGCGUUGGAGGUUGUUGAUGGUGUCGGGCUGGGGCGUCCCGGCGCGCAGGAGUUCCGGUUUGCGUCGGAGUUGAUUUCCGGGAAGGUACAGGGCGCCGUGAAGCCUGUUGAGAUGAUUGAGAAGGAUAUUGGGAUGGGGUUGACGGCGGCGGGUGCGCAUAUUCAUCAGGUUGGACGGGGCGAGGAGCCGUUUGACGCCAGUGAUGAGGGUUCGGUGGGGAGGUUUGUGCAGGAUAUGCAGGCUUGGUAUGGGGACUUGGUCGCUGACGGCGACAAGUUGGAGCAUUACGGCGCCGUCAAGUUUUCUGGCGAGACUGUGCCUUAUGGGGAGACUUCCAAGGCGUAG
This is a messenger RNA of Colletotrichum godetiae, 1377 nucleotides long. RefSeq lists its product as uncharacterized. Gene Ontology annotation, molecular function: oxidoreductase activity; FMN binding. The coding region runs from base 1 to 1377 and encodes 458 amino acids. The record is from RefSeq and is a predicted model, not a curated record. NCBI's taxonomy places the organism in Eukaryota, Fungi, Ascomycota, Sordariomycetes, Glomerellales, Glomerellaceae. The transcript is spliced from 3 exons.